Molecule: messenger RNA, 1672 nt
Organism: Cokeromyces recurvatus
Lineage: Eukaryota; Fungi; Mucoromycota; Mucoromycetes; Mucorales; Mucoraceae
Exons: 5
Coding region: 53-1462 (469 amino acids)
Molecular function (GO): protein binding
Source: RefSeq, a predicted model, not a curated record
UUUUCUUUUCUUUUCUUUUCUUUUUUCGUUUUCCUUAUUUUAUUAAAAAAAAAUGCAAGAAGACUAUUUGAAUACAUUCAAAGAGCCUCAUAAUGUUCUGCUUUCGUUAGCACCAGAGCAAAGUUUAAGACAAAAAUCAACUACGAAUAAUGCAGUUAAUAAUUCAAGUACACAUUGGAAGUGUCAUAAAGAUAUAUUAAAGUCAAAGUCAACCUAUUUCAAUGCUUUAUUUAAUAAUGAUUUUCAAGAAACUGAAGCAUCCGUCAUCUUCUUACCUUACGGUAUUUUUAGCUCCUUUGUAUUAGAUGAUAUUCUUUAUUACAUGUAUACAAACUCUAUUUGUAUAAUUGAAGAAGAAAAAUCGGAUGAUCAAAACAAUUACGAAAGGGCAAACAAACUUGAACGACUUGAAUCCAUUUAUUUAGCAGCCGACUAUUUAGGAAUGGAUACACUUUGUCAUUUAAUACAAGAGGAAAUCAUACAACUUACACAUGGUCUUGUGUGCUAUUGCUGUAGCUGCACAUUCCUUAUUCCAAAACUAUUGGCUUUCACGGGACAAAAUCAACAAAAUGAUCCUCAAUUGAGUGAGAUGACAUAUGCUAUUUUAAAAUUACUCAUACAGGAUCCAGAAAAGACACUACCUACUUAUUGGACAAGUGAUUCACUAGCUCAACUUUUUAUAGAAACUAAAUCAUUACACACCUAUCUAGAGUCAAAAUUAUUUGAGCAUGUGAAUAAGAAUAAUGCGAUUGAAGUUUUGUAUGGUUGCUUUUUAGCAGCUAAUAGCCAUCAGGAAGAAAAAAAAAUUUUAGCAACUACACAAAGGCAAAUACAAAGGACAGCGUCUAAAUUACUUGCAGAUCAUUUCGAUUUUUAUUGUACUCAAUAUCCAAAGUUGUUAUCAUGUGUAGAUGGUAUUACUUACUCGUAUCAAUUUUUAGAAUUUUUAUUAUUGUCCAACGUUCUUAAAGAAAUGAAUGACUUUAAUGCUUCCUCCUUAUAUAAGGGCAUCGUUCGAAGUUUAAUGUGUCGAGAUAGCGUUCAACAUACAUCUGAUGUCAAACAUAUUUUACAGUCUGCAAAAACUAAAGUGAUAAGAUAUAUCGGCUCACAUUUAAGUACCAUAAAACAAUUAAAUACAAUUGACAAAACUGUAGUAGAACAACUUGCUCAAGAUUUAGGGAUACCCCGUUAUUGGAGUAUUACUUGGGAUCAUAUUCUACGAUCACGUUUAUGUACGAUUGUAUUUGGUAAAGCUUCUUUCCAUUUAAAUGUGGGUCAAAGAGUUCAGUUAUUAAACAGACCUGUUAUAACAACUGAGCAAAAAAAUGAAGAAUAUGUGGGAAUAGAGUUAGACAGGAGUGUUGGAUCAAAUGAUGGUUCACUAAAUGGGAAACGUUAUUUUUCAACAUUACCAAACAAAGGAAUAUUUGUCAAGCAAUCUCAAGUAAUCUUAAUAUAAUUUUAUGUUAUGCUUCUAUUUUCAGUUAUAUAUGUAUUUAUAUAAAUCUUAAUAAUUGAGCAGUAAUUUUUUCCUUAGUCAUGAUGUACAUAACUGUUACAUCUCUAUUACGUAUAUUUUAUGGACAUGAAUACAUCUACGGUUUGUCCAAAACUAGAUUUUCCUUAAUAUAUAAUAAUAGAGAAAACCUAGUUUUCCUUAUUACUUACU